Molecule: messenger RNA, 909 nt
Organism: Talaromyces proteolyticus
Lineage: Eukaryota; Fungi; Ascomycota; Eurotiomycetes; Eurotiales; Trichocomaceae
Exons: 2
Coding region: 1-909 (302 amino acids)
Source: RefSeq, a predicted model, not a curated record
AUGAGCCUUACCUGUUACGCUACAUUCCAUGAAUCUCCCAAAGGCCCCGGUGACGCCCGUCGUACUGCUCGGCGUAUUAUCGAAGAUGAAGGCCUUGGCAAUGAGAAACUCAAGAAUAAAUCCAUUUUUAUUACUGGUGCAUCUUCUGGUAUUGGUGUGGAGAUCGCUAAAGCUAUAUUCUUAAUAGGAGCAACCCUGUUCUUGAAAGCACGCCACAUCGAAAAAGCGAAACAAGCUCUUGGGGAGGAGCUUACCGAAUCCUGCCGCGUUCACCUGCUUGAAAUACAUCUCGAUUCAUUUGAAAGUGUCCGCACUUAUGGGUUUGAGACUCAGUUUGGAACAAACCAGCUAGGACAUUUCCUAUUAUUUGCUCUCCUACAUGCAGCCUCUCGUGGAGCUAACGCCCGGGCUAUUUUUGUCUCUUCAUUGGGCCAUAGGUUUGGGAAUGUCAAUUUUCAUGACUAUAAUGUCGAAAGUGACGACAACGCCUAUGAUGCUUGGAAAGCAUAUGGCCAAAGUAAAACGGCCAAUCUGUGGACUGCAAACGAGGCAGACCGUAGAUACAGAUCUCAUAGACUAUGUGCUUUUAGUGUUCAUCCUGGGGGUGUCAUAGAAACGGGGCUGAUGCAAUUUACGUCCAAUGAAUGGAAGCAACAAGCAAUCACAAAUCCGGUGCUUGGGCCUCGCCUGAAAACCACAGAACAGGGUGCCGCUACCGUUGUAUGGGCAGCGUUAUCCAAGAGUUUGAAUGGCAUAGGUGGGAAAUAUUUGGAAGAAGUUCAAAUAGCAAAUCCUUGGAACUCUGAGGAUGGAGAUUGGGGACCUGGGUACGGGUCCCAUGCCUAUUGUCCGGAUAAAGAGCGAGAGUUAUGGGAGUUAUCGUUGAAAUUGGUUGGAUUUAAGGGAUAG